AUGGCAUCAGUAGCACAGGCACCCCGGCGCCUGGCGACCAAAAGCCCCCAGGUCGAACCUGCGGCCACCACGGCCGAGGACCGUAGGGAGAGAAAACGGGCCUCCGACCGGCUGGCCCAGCGCGAGCACCGCAAAAGGCAACGCGAGUACAUUGAUGAGCUCGAGGCGCAACUCAAGCUGAUCAAGGAGGGCAGCCACUCAGAGUCUGUCGCAGUACUGGUGGCCGAGAACGAAAGACUCAAAGCUGAGCUGCAACAACUCCGAGCAUUUGCUUCUUCUAUCAAUGUCGCCAUGUCGCAACUUCAAGGCAAUAUAGGGACAAGCCACCCUGUCUCUCCUGCUCCUUCAAAUCCAAAUAUGCAGCACAGUCUCGCCCAACAGGAGACCACCGAAGCCCCGUCGGGUGAGCCUCCAUCGAGCAACCACAAGUCAGACGGGCCCAUUCCGGCCAGUAUUCUCGGUAGCUCAUCCCUUGAGACGUCUUUUCCUGCACCGCCCGGUAGCUCUCAUGGCUACGACCAGGCAUACGCGAGAAAGAACGAGCCCCAACGAGAUAUUCUGGACUUUGAUACUAUUUCGCAUGAAAACCUUGAAUCAUCGCAUUUCGCCGAUUCUAUGCUGCAGCCAACGCCAGAGGGCAAUCACCUUGCUCGGGCUGAUCCGCCCGAGUCACUCCAUACAAACACACACAAACUGCCAGAAGACAUCCAUUCAGGCGAUAUCUAUCCUUCACUGUUGUCUAGGUCCAUGUGGGAUCGCCUAGGGCAGCUGGACCUUGCGAUCCUUCCAGAUAUCGGAUAUAACAAGCCGUUCUUGUCGUCUGAAGGGCACGAUUCCCACCCUUUCCCUACUCCUACUCCACUGCAGUCUCAUGAUGUACUUAUGAGAGAUGCUCGCCCCAUCCAACCCCAAUCAACACCCUCUCAACUCCCGCACAAGAGCAUCCCGAACAUCCUGUUCCCCGCCCUGCAAGAUGACGAGGUCCUCUACGCAAUGGUUGAAAGCGCCCGCUGGCAGGCCGUGAUAAGUGACACCAAGAUCCCCAAACCGGAGCUUGUCGAUUGUGUCCUGGACAGUACGGCGAACCAUUUCUCGCUGGAGCUGAAACAGUACCUCGAGCCGAUGCGCCGUCUGAGGAGGAACGAGGAGUACUUUGCGUGUUACUGGCUAAUCGCUACUCUGGUCCGGUGGUACGUCCACCAGGAGGAAUCCCUCUACAACAAUGUCCCGACCUGGCUCCGCCCAACAGCGCUGGAACUUCGAAUCCCUCAUCCAUUACUUAUCAGCUUCAUGCCAUGGCCACUCAUGCGCAACCAACUGAUCCUCGACUUCCACAUCCACCGUGUUCCCAUCCAUCCCAUCAUGGCGGACCUCGGGGAGUUCCUCGAAACCAAAUUGUCAUGUGCGGCGGGUGGUCUCUGCAUGGGUGAGGACCAGCUAGUCCAGUCGCUAAAGGACCUGAAGAACUGGAGCUUGAAGCCGGGGUUUUUCGAGCGGCAUCCGCAGUUUAGAAACUCGUACCAGCAAUAUGUAGUAUGAUUCCAUCCAGGCAGAAUAGAAGGCGUUUUGCACCUUGCAGAGAGCAUUAUCAAUACUCAUUGCCAGGGUGGUAUAUCAGAUGAGGACGCGAGAUUAAGCGACUUGCCUCAUCUUAACCAAGC
Molecule: messenger RNA, 1661 nt
Organism: Aspergillus calidoustus
Lineage: Eukaryota; Fungi; Ascomycota; Eurotiomycetes; Eurotiales; Aspergillaceae
Source: the annotation of a GenBank genome assembly